CGAGAUUCAAGUAUUUUAGGAUAUUUACUUCCGUUUGUAAACGUGCAAUUUAAUAAACUAAGAUUUAUAUUCGAACGGUUUCAACUUGUUAUCAGUUCUAAAUGAUAUUAAAUACAGAAGGUCAAGUAUGAUUCUUCUAAUUUGGGAUAUUUUGUCGAUUUUUUGCCAGUUUCAAGAGCUAAAAGGCUUGCAAGCUACAUCACCAUACUACACAUCACAAAACAGCUUAACAUGGAUAAAUGCGGCGAACAGGUGCACCCUUUGGACGCCAUCAGUAGAGUUUUCAACACUCAAAGUAAAUAUCGCAAAGGAAUAUAUAACUGAAGAUUUGUGGGUAGGGUAUCACUUAGCGGACGCAACAUUUGAUUUCCUAGGUUGCUGGUACAUAGGAAAACACAAAGCAGUGCUUGCAUACAACGUUAGUUUUCUUGGACGGUGCUAUGCAGCAUGUGGAAGUACUGUAUACAUUGGUUUAAGCAAAUCAGGCUGUUUUUGUACUGACACGAUAACUACGAAAGGUAAUCAAGUAUCAAACUGUAAAGCACGUUGUGGUGAGCAGUAUACACCGUGUGGAAGAUAUGACUACAUGGCAUUGUACAAAGUUCAUUUGAAUGAUAAUGGUAUUGAUCGGCUCGACGAUGAGAACGAACUUCCAUUGAACAUAUCUGUACAUAAAUGUCUGGGACGCAAAGGUCAAAUUACAUCUUCAGAAAAAUUGAUAUCAACACGAAAUGGUACUGCUCUUUGUUGGACAUGGAACACUAUACGCAGAGUCAUUUUAAAAUAUAAUGCAUCUUCUUUUGACGCGAGAACCUUUAAUAAACUAAUACAGGUACCAUUCGGAUAUAUUUACAAAGUUACAGAUGGUCAAGUACUGCUUAGAUUCGCAACGAAUGCGCAACGAAAGAGAGCACUAUGCACGGGAGAUCCAUUUACGCCAACAGAUCAUUCUGCAGACGGGAACCCAGGUUUCAGUGUUACAGUCAGCAUAAUAACAGCAAUCAUCAGUAUAGUUGUUGCGGCCACUAUUGUCGCAGUGUUGACAGUAUUGCUAAAGAAAAAGCGGCGAACGAAUCAAGGAACACGUCUGGCAAAAGUUAGACACGUAUCAGAACAUACAAGUUAUAUAACACCUAUUUCUGAUGAAGCAGGAGAUGGGGCUUACACAACAAUACAAGAUAACGGCCCAGGAGGAGCCAGUGAAGAAGUCGGAAUACAAAAUCCACAAAAGAUUGUUUAUGAAUCAUUGGGUGAAAGAAACGACGAGGAGAAACAGCUAUGGAACAGCAAAUACACAAAGAAGUGCUUAUGAGUCAUUAGGUGAAAGACAUGAUGAAGAACACAACUAUGGAACACCAAAUACACAUAGUAAUGCUUAUGAGUCUUUGGGUGACAGACAUGAAGAGGAACACGUCUAUGGGACACCAAACACACAAAGGUUAGCUUAUGAGUCGUUAGAUGAAAGGCAUGAUGAGGAACACAGCUAUGAAGAAUCUGUCCAAGCAACAAGCGGAUUUAAUGAGCCAUUAGAAGAAGAAAAGAUGGACACACACAACUAUGAAAUAGCUGUGCAGCCCAGAGAAUUAGCAUAUGACUCACUAGGAGAUAAAGAAAAAGAAACCCACUGCGACGGAACAUCACACCAAAUAGCUAAUGUUGAAACUUAUGAAUGGGUUGAGUAAACCUACUAAUGUACGCAUGAACGGAAUACAAUACACUUUUACAAAAUAUAUAUGAAAUUAAAGCAACUCUAUAUAGAUAUCUGUAACAAGAAUUUUUUAAAUUGUUUGUCAUGUGUCAUACCUGCAAGUACUUGUAAAAUUUACGAAUAUAGACCAAUCAGAAAUAAAUCUUUACUCCUAAAAACCA
Molecule: messenger RNA, 1869 nt
Organism: Mercenaria mercenaria
Lineage: Eukaryota; Metazoa; Mollusca; Bivalvia; Venerida; Veneridae
Exons: 9
Coding region: 128-1312 (394 amino acids)
Source: RefSeq, a predicted model, not a curated record